Molecule: messenger RNA, 405 nt
Organism: Cylindrotheca closterium
Lineage: Eukaryota; Bacillariophyta; Bacillariophyceae; Bacillariales; Bacillariaceae
Source: the annotation of a GenBank genome assembly
AUGGUUGCAGCAUUCCACAACUUUGACGGUCAUCCAUUGGGAAAUGAUGAAAACGUUUUUAAUGCAGCACUCGCCAGUCCAAGAGUGCUUUUGGAACACACUAUUGGAAUUCUGAAGGGUAGGUUCCCCUGGCUGCAAUCAAUAAAGAAUAAGAUCACUGAUGAUGUGAACUCGCGGAGACGAGUCAUUUCAAUGAUUGGAGUCUGUAUCAUCCUUCACAAUUUCCUCAUUGAAGAAACCACCCCGGAUGACUUCAUGUUUGAAGACGAUGACAAAUCAACUCUAACGUCCCAAGAGCCUCUGGCACCUGAUGACAAAGUGAACCAGCCAGUUCCUGAUUGGGCAACCGGGGACACUUGUCGCACACAACUAAAAAACUACAUCCUAGAAUUAAGGGGCAAUUAG